This is a messenger RNA of Magnolia sinica, 2266 nucleotides long. RefSeq names its product MDIS1-interacting receptor like kinase 2-like. The record is from RefSeq and is a predicted model, not a curated record. Lineage: Eukaryota; Viridiplantae; Streptophyta; Magnoliopsida; Magnoliales; Magnoliaceae. Gene Ontology annotation, biological process: protein phosphorylation. Gene Ontology annotation, molecular function: protein binding; protein kinase activity; ATP binding. The transcript has a single exon. Bases 1 to 1845 code for a protein of 614 amino acids.
AUGAAUCUCAACAAUCUUGAUCUGUCCUAUAACAUUCUUACAGGUUCUAUCCCUCCUACUUUAGGAAAGUUAACCAAGCUUACCGUAUUGUCCGCUAUUUACUGUCAAUUAUCUGGUUCGUUGCCUCAAGAAAUGACAAACAUGACAAAUCUUUCUAAACUCUACUUGAGUGGCAACAGCCUCUCUGGCUAUUUACCUCAGUUAUGCCAGGGCGGAUCUCUUCAAUUCUUCAGUGCUGUUGGCAACCAUUUCACUGGUGAGAUCCCAAAAAGCAUCAGAAAUUGCACUAGCUUAAUAAGAGUGCGACUUAAUGGAAAUCGACUUGCUGCAAAUGUAUCGGAAGUCUUUGGUGUAUACCCGCAUCUCAUAUUCAUGGACAUCAGUGACAACAUGUUGUUUGGUGAACUCUCACCAAAUUGGGGAGAAUGCCAAAAUUUGACAAAGCUACAAUUAUCCGGGAACAUGAUCACCGGUAGAAUUCCUCCUGAGAUAGGGCAGUUGACGCAGCUAAGUGUGCUUGGUCUUUCUUCAAACCAGCUGGUAGGCAAGAUUCCAAAGGAAUUUGGGAGGCUGACUUCUUUGUUCAACUUAACUUUAAAUGAAAACCAGCUUUGUGGUCAGAUACCCCAAGAGAUUGGAAAACUAUCCAAUUUGGAGGUUCUUGACUUGUCAAUGAAUCACCUAAGUGGUCCAAUACCACCUCAAUUAGGUGAUUGCUUCAGACUCCAAUAUCUGAAAUUGAGCAAAAAUGUUUUAAAUGGAAGCAUUCCUUUUCAGAUCGGUAACCUAGUAUACCUACAGGGUUUACUAGAUCUAAGUCAUAACUCCCUCAAUGGACAGAUAUCACCACAACUCACGAAAUUGAUUCGGCUGGAAAAGUUAAACCUCUCCCACAACAUGCUGUCGGGCUCCAUUCCACCUUCUUUUGAAGGGAUGUUUAGCUUGCAAUCCAUUGAUUUUUCAUUCAAUGCUUUGGAAGGUCCUCUUCCCAACAGCAAAAGCUUUCAGAAGGCUCCUGCAGAGGCAUUCAUAAAUAAUAAAGGCUUAUGUGGUGAAGUCCAAAGUUUGCGACUUUGCAAUGCCUCUUCAAUCAAUCGUAGUGAUACGAUGAAAGGUCACAGAGUUGUGAUCCUCAUUAUUCUUCCUGUCUCAGUGGCCUUGUUUCUUUUAUUUGUAAUCGUUGGCAUUUCUUAUAUUUAUUACCAAAGAAGAAGAAAUAUAAAGAAAGAGGUUCUUGAGAGAAGCAGCGGAAAUCCAUUUUCAAUAUGGAAUUAUGAUGGGAUUGCUGUGUUCGAAGACAUCGUGGAGGCAACAGAGGGUUUUGACAACAAAUACUGCAUUGGAAUUGGAGGGUAUGGAAAAGUUUACAAAGCAAAUCUACCAAUGGGUCAAGUAGUAGCUGUGAAGAAACUUCACCUACUCGAAGGAGGGGAUCAAUCUGAUCAAAGAAGUUUUAGAAAUGAGAUACAAGUAUUAACUGAAAUUCGCCAUCGCAACAUAGUGAAGCUUUAUGGCUUUUGCUGCCAUGCUCGAUGCUCGUUUCUCAUCUAUGAGUACAUGGAAAGGGGAAGCUUGGCAAGUAUCCUCAGCAAUGAUGAAGGAGCUGCACAAUUGGACUGGACUCUAAGGGUGAAGAUUAUUAAAAGUGUGGCCCAUGCUUUAUCUUAUAUGCACCAUGAUUGCACCCUGCAAAUUGUCCAUCGAGACCUAUCAAGCAACAACGUUCUGCUGAAUUCAGAACUUGAGGCUUGUGUUUCUGAUUUUGGCACUGCACGAUUGCUGAUACCUGAUUCAUCCAAUCGAACUAUGCUUGUAGGCACUUAUGGAUACAUCGCUCCUGGUUAGUCACUAAUAUAUUCUCAACACUGAAUAGUUUUAUCAUAAAUUAGCCUUUAUUUUUCUUAAUAUUUUCUAUUUUUUGUUGAAAUUAUUUACUAUAAAAUUUGUGCAUUAGUUACCACACUAUUGUCAAAUGGGGCAAUAUUCUAAGGCAACUAGAAUAUGAGAAAAUUCAUAUUUGAAAAUCUUAAGAAACUUUCACCACAUCUUAUUAGCUAUUAAAUUUCUGGCAUUGACCAUUUUUAACUGUACAUUUGUUGGCCACCAAUCGGUUGGAUAGAAUCCCUCCAUAAGUGUUAUUUCUGGGAUCUUCUCUAUCUACAACAUGGGUCAUGUUUCCAGAUGGUCUGGAUUGAUUUACAUGCAUACCAAGUUUAGAUGGAUGAACAACGGGUGGUUAAUAAAUGAUUGAAAAAGCUCAUGUCUU